This is a messenger RNA of Gongylonema pulchrum, 627 nucleotides long. The record is from the annotation of a GenBank genome assembly. NCBI's taxonomy places the organism in Eukaryota, Metazoa, Nematoda, Chromadorea, Rhabditida, Gongylonematidae.
GCUCGAUUGAAGGUUCUCGCGGAUCUCGAUCUGAAGCACUGUGUCUCAUCGCGUAUCGCAUCCUCGGGUCACGGGAAAGGCAUCACGAGCGGUGAAGCGAAACGACUUGCAUUUGCUACCGAAAUUCUAACAAACCCAUCACUGCUAUUUGCUGAUGAGCCAACCACCGGUAUUGACUCGUACAUGGCCUAUCACGUUGUCAAGGUUUUAGAAAAUUUGUCAUCAAUUAGUGGUAAAACGAUCAUUUGUACAAUACAUCAGCCAGCAUCCGAUAUAUUCGAAAUGUUUGACCGAGUGCUGUUCCUUGCCAACGGAAGAGUUGCUUUUCUUGGUUCGUCGAAUUUCACUGGUAAAACGAUCAUUUGUACAAUACAUCAGCCAGCAUCCGAUAUAUUCGAAAUGUUUGACCGAGUGCUGUUCCUUGCCAACGGAAGAGUUGCUUUUCUUGGCGCACCGGCUGAAGCGAUCAAAUUUUUUGGUGCCGUAGGAUAUCCGAUUCCGAGGCAUACAAAUCCGGCAGAUUUUUUUAUCCAGACUUUGUCAAUUGUGCCCGGCAAUGAAGAGAAAUGCACGGAACGCGCGACGAAAAUCGCUGAUGCUGUACGUUAUAAAAAGUGUUUUCUCUGA